This is a messenger RNA of Melanotaenia boesemani (Boeseman's rainbowfish), 1187 nucleotides long. It is a transcript of the gene sft2d3, whose product is annotated as SFT2 domain containing 3. The coding region runs from base 23 to 709 and encodes 228 amino acids. The transcript has a single exon. The record is from RefSeq and is a predicted model, not a curated record. Gene Ontology annotation, cellular component: membrane. Gene Ontology annotation, biological process: vesicle-mediated transport. Lineage: Eukaryota; Metazoa; Chordata; Actinopteri; Atheriniformes; Melanotaeniidae.
CUUCCUGUUAGCAUCUACCGUCAUGGCGGAACUGAACAGACAGCUCCAGGACUACUUGGCUCAGUCUAAAGGUGGCAGCGCCAAGACCAUCUCACAGUCCAGCUCCAGCACCACGCUGGACAUGGACGACCCGGAGCCGGCUGCCGGGAGCUGGUUCGGUCGGUGGUCCAGUCCGUGGUCUGGACGCCGUAGCGGCAGUCCGUCCAGUCAGACCUCCAGCGGGAACAGCGGCUUUUCUUGGCCGUGGUCAACCGAGCCGGACCCCUGCCUGCCGGGGAUGAGCCGCAGGCAGCGGCUCGUGGCCUUCGGGGUGUGCGUGUGUUUCUCCGCGCUGUGUUUCGGACUGUCGGCGCUCUACGCGCCGCUGCUGCUGCUCUACGCCCGGAAGUUCGCGCUGCUGUGGUCACUCGGUUCGCUGUUCGCCAUCGCGGCAGCGGCGGUCCUGCGGGGCCCCAGCAGGCUGGCCGCCGGCCUGCCCACCUCCCCCGGAGCUGCGGUGUACCUGUGCGCCCUGGGAGGGACCCUGUACGCGGCGCUGAGCCUCCACAGCACCGUGCUGACCGCGCUGGGAGCCGCCCUGCAAGUCGCUGUUCUUGUCGGCUUCGUGGUGUCUCUGCUGCCCGGAGGAAGCGCCGGGAUCCGCUUCAUGGGUGGGAUGGCGGCGUCCGCCAUCAAAAGAACCGUCACCGGGAAAACCAUGCCGAUCUGACGGGACCGAGAGCUAAAAAAAGACCUUAGGCAGUCGCGGGAGGUUACCUGUCAGACAUUCCCCAUGUUCAGGACGUGUGAUGUGGAGUCCAUGAUUGCUGACGUCACCUGCAGAAGUUCGGGGAACUGAACCCUGAGUGUUGACUGGCAGGAGACACAAACAGCUGAUGUCAUGGAGACGUUUCAGGUGGUGGACUCGGCUGGACCGGCUCCCAGUUCAGGUGUUAGACUUAAACCUUAGUCAGGUUUUAAUCUGACGAAGAGGUGAUCGUCAUCAUCAUCAUUUACAACCAAGAACUUUAUUUAAAAUGUUGAGAUUUCAGGUUAAAAACAGACCCAGACUGGUGGUGGUCCGCGACGUCUACAUGUGAACGAAAUGAGAACUCAAACCCUGGAAGUCCUGAGUGUUUCCAGAUUCAUCUGAUCUGAUUGUUUUCUCUGUUUUUAUGGAAAAUAAAGAUUAAAAACUUCAGAGUAAA